GCCUCAGUCUUGUUACGUGCGCUUCCCUUCCGCCACCACGUACAGCUAGGUAUACCUUCAGAACCCCCAGCCCAGCUCCUCCAGGUCCAACUCCUGCGCCAGCGUCAGGUCGCCACCCUCCUCUAGCGCUAUGCCAUGUGCAAGACAAUGCACGGUAACCAAAAAGCAGAGCUUACAUCUUAACCUAACCACUCCACCGUUGUGCUUGCCCAUAGAUACUGACGCCCCGUCGCUGCCAUAUGCCACCAUUUUACCGACCGGGGGUGUCGGGGGGGGGGGGUUCCCCCUAGCCCGGGCUUCUCCCCUAGGCCGGAAAAUUUCGCGAAAAUCAGCCCCCCAAACCCCAUAAAAACAUGCAUGUUUUGCUGAGGAAUGCGUGUUUGCUGGGGAAUGCGUUCUUGUCGAUGGGGACACCUCAACCCCUCGGGCCCUUGCUUGGGGUGCAGGAGUGCACCUAUGGUCUUAGCCUGAAAUGCUCCUGGCAGCCAGGAGGAGGGCCCGCCAGGCCCUCCUACCCGUGCCAGGAGCGGCCCCCUGGCGGGGGCCUAAUCCCUCCUGCUCCGCAGGAGGGAUCCCCAAAAAAUCUCCUGCGCUUUUUGCCCUAACCCCUAAAAAGUCCUGGAUUGCUCCUGGCUGGAGAACCCUGGUAGGGUGGUGUUGCUGCUGGGGGGUCUCGUGUUUGUGUGUGCCUGGUUGGGUUCCAUGUGAGCGUGGUUGCGUGCAGUGGGCCGUACUAGCCAGUUAAGGAUAGUUUGUCGGGUGCCUGUCGUGUUGAGUCGGGGUGCUAUGCCGGCAUUUGCAUUGUGUGGCUGCGCGGGUGCGGUAGUGUGGGGUGCUGCAUGCUGUGGCGCCCUGUGUGCUGCCCGCAGCGGUGAGUUGUCUUGGGCAUGUUGAGCUGGCUCUGGUGCCGGCCUUCCUGUGGCGGCGGGCCCUGUCUGCACGGGUCUGGUGGCCUCCAUGUGGGGUGGCGGGCGUGGUGGCGGGACGAUCUCACGGAGUUGCCCAAGUGCGUCCUGAAGUGUUGCCGUGUCAGAUGCACGCACCGCGUCAAGGCACCACACCUCCCCAUCAAGUGUGUUCCAAGUGUUGUCGUGUAAGACCGUGUUGUGGAUAGGGCUGUUCACCGAAUCUAUUACUCUCCAUUGUCCUGCUUCGUAACGCACAGCAAUUGUGUGUCGCACAGUGUACUGGUGGACGGUAAAGCCGCGAGUUCGGGCGGCUACCGGAAGGCUCUCUAGGACCUUUUCUUUGCUGAUGUCGCCGUUGAGUCGCGGAAAGUGGGUUCGGCGCAUAAUCAACUUCCUGUUGGGGUAGGCGAAUAUGUUGCUGAUGGUGGCAUUGUGGUACAGGUAGUGGUUCAGGAGAAAUUCGCUGAAGGCGCCACUGUUGGGGCAGUAGCAUUCUUUCCAGAACAGGGCAUUCGGGUCUUGCGUGGCUGUGAGGUGAGCGUGCACUCGUUUAGCGUAAGAGAGGACAUCCAGGGGGUCGAGCCAUGCGAGCCCCAAAGAGUUGUUGAGGGCGUGGACACUGCAGAAGUGUUGCCGCUGUGUUUCACGGUAUGUGGUGUUGGGGUUUGGCGGCCAGUGCAGUGCAGCUGGUGGUCGGAUGUUCACUGCUGCAUGCGUGCGAGGGUCGGCGGGCGCCGGCGGGGCUGUCGGGUCUGUGGGCAGCGCACCUCGCAGUGUUGGCUUGAUGUAGGGCAUUGUGUGUGUCCGGUUUACUGCAUAUGUAAGCGUGAGGAGAGUGGUUGCCUGGCUAGCAGUAAGUAGGCCGGUGACCAAUGCUGGCCCCCAGAGUGCCGGCUGUGCCGGUUGCACACUGCAAGGGUCCGGCAGUGUGAGGUACAGGUUUCGCAGGAUGAUGGCCAUGGCCGUUCCCCAGAGUAGUAGCUUCCGCUGGGCCCAGGUUGCAGAGGCUAUCUGCCGUGUCACUUGGACCACAUAGUUGAGGAGAGCUGGGAGACAGAGGACGGGUAGGAUGGAUGUCACUGUCAGUGCGAACAGGAGACCGAGGGCUGCAGGGAUGGCGGUUAUCCCGAGGGCAAGCGCUAUUACACACAGUGGGGAGAGAGCAAGAGUGGUGAGUGUGGGACCCCAUAGUAGCAGGCUGAGGAUUGCACCGUUUGCAUAGGUUUCCGUGUUGAUGGAGGUAGUGUGGGUUUCGGUGUGCAGGAGGUGGGUCCAGAGCAUAUACAUGGCCCCUGUCGCGGUGAUGAUGGUGAGGCUGACAAUGGCUUUGUCAAGUAUGGUGUGUAGUGCUUUGCCAGUCUGGGCGACUGUCUGGUAGGUGGCGAGUCUAGACAGGGUUGCAAGGUGUGUGCCCACUCUGAUGGCGAUAGCAUGGCUGUGCAUGGCUGCCCGUACAUGCCCUGCUCCAACCCAGUGGAGGUAGACGGCAAGUGCAAGGUGCAGGCGAAGAAGCGGCGAGUUUUCCCAGGAGGCACUACAGUUGUGGGUUGGUUGGGGCCCAUAAGCUGUUUCUGCCAUGGAGUGCAGUGCCAAAGCACUGGAGCGCAGCAUGGUUCCUCCAUGCCGACUGCCCAGGUCGCCCAGCGCAAGCACACUCGUUAACAGGCUCUCUCCAAGCAGCCCGAUUGUCUUACUCGCAUAUGAACGGUAUACUCCCUCCGCUGUGCAUAACUUUCUCAUGCCACUCCUGCAUGCCUGUGCUAUUUUCAGAUUUGUAGAAAGGAGUCCCUCCCCUACCGGUUGCAAGGCAGUUAUCAUCACAUUGCGUAUGUUGGUGCAUCCAGGCUUUGGCUUAACCUUUGCGCGGGACAGGAGUCCGCUAGGGCUUCGGUAUUGCCUUCGUUCGGAGCUUGUCGGUUGUGGUUCUGUGAGCAAACUCGCAUUUUCAUAGAGCUGGGAAUUAGCUGUAUAAUACUGGAGGCCAAGAGGCUCGGCUCGACCCCUUUCUGGGAAGUCGUUGGCGAGCGGCUCUGAGGCAACUGGUAUGUGCUUGGAGCUUAUAAGCUCCUCAAAAGACGGGUGUUUUGCAGCAGUCGGGCUUUGCGAAGGUCUCUUUGGCGACAUGCCGAAAGGUUUGGCGCCAGCACGCUUGCCAGCUGUGUAGCACGUCGUGUGCAGUAUACUGGUAUCAAAUAUGCCUUUCUGAGAGCAGCGAUCCGACAAGAGCGUCGCGUUCGCGGGGUUCGAGUGUACUGUGAACAUCGAGUGCGCAAAGCUGAAGUUCUCCCUCCACACGCUACCGUGUGCGUGGUUAAUUCCAUGUGUCGCAAUGGAGCCAUCAGUGUGGCUUAGGGCUGGCAGCUGUGCGCCAGUUGCCCGGUUGGUGCAAACAUGCGAACAUCCCCCUUUCGCAGAGCUCUCGGUGCAGGUCGUGAGACCUCUUGCAGACCACUUUUGGAUUGGCAUGGUACGGUCAUGGUUGCCCAAUAGCACGAAAG
Molecule: messenger RNA, 3406 nt
Organism: Chlamydomonas reinhardtii
Lineage: Eukaryota; Viridiplantae; Chlorophyta; Chlorophyceae; Chlamydomonadales; Chlamydomonadaceae
Exons: 1
Coding region: 405-605 (66 amino acids)
Source: RefSeq, a predicted model, not a curated record